This is a messenger RNA of Plasmodium cynomolgi strain B, 7896 nucleotides long. RefSeq lists its product as hypothetical. Gene Ontology annotation, biological process: protein phosphorylation. Gene Ontology annotation, molecular function: ATP binding; protein kinase activity. NCBI's taxonomy places the organism in Eukaryota, Apicomplexa, Aconoidasida, Haemosporida, Plasmodiidae. The record is from RefSeq and is a predicted model, not a curated record. Bases 1 to 7896 code for a protein of 2631 amino acids. The transcript has 2 exons.
AUGAAAUUUACUUCUUUUAUGAAGAAAAUUUUUAUCUUUAAUGUAGUCAUUUCUGUUUUGAAUAAGUAUGUAAAAAGGGAACCCCGUGAUUUUUCCUUUUUUAUAUAUUCUUUAAAAACAAAGGGUUUUAAUAAUGCAGAUUUUAACAACGGCGAUGAAUACACGGGAGACACGAGUGGCGGUGGUGGUCAGGGAGGAGAAAACGUGAAUAAUGCACCUCUUACAAACGCUGCGGGGGAUGACACGAGCAGCACUACCGUUAGUAGUAGCGGUGGUGCUGUUGGAAGCGGCAUCCCUGUCAGCAUCAUUGCCAACAAAAUAAGCAGCAUAAGCCAGCUAAAUGCAGCCAUCACCAACUUUUUUUCAAGCACGCUGGCGGAGGUAAUUAGAAAAAAACAGGAGAAAGGAAAUCACCAAAAUGACCAGAAAAGGGAAAAUGAAGCGGUAGAAAAUAAAAGAAUUCCAAUAGUACAUACCUCCAUCGAUGAUAUUAAAAAAUUUUACUAUGUGAAGGGGAAAUUGAAAUUGAUCUACGUCAGAUCUUUCUACGAUAAUGAUGGUGAUGAUAACAACAAUCUCAAAGAGUUAUAUGAGGCAAAGUUCCAAUUUUACAAAGACAAAGUAGUUUAUGUUACGACCUUUGCUUUGGUAAAAAAUUCACUAAGCGAAAAUAUUAACCAAACAGAAAAAUGGUUCAAUGCCUCGAUGAAGCUUUUACAAAAAAAUUAUUAUAAUGUAACCCUAAGGUGUAAUCCCAUAAUGGAAACAUCCUAUGGAAGCAUUUCAUUUAGCGCACACGAACUCAAGCGGUUUGAAGCAUUAAGAAAGGCACUGAAAAAAAGGGUAAACAUGACACAUGACAAUCUUUUUUACAACUUGGAUGUAUUUAAGAGCGCCAAGAGGAAAUACCUCCAGUACAUGAAUUACAGUUUUGUGGAUCCUAAUUUUAUGAGCAACUUAGAUGCAAAGGAUGACCAUUCAGAUGUUACGGAUGCUUUCGAUCUAGAGGAGGAUCUUAUGAACAGUUUAAGUCCCUUCGAUAAAAUGAAAUAUGUGUCCCACACGAGAGUCAAAAAUAGUCAUAACAUAGUGUGCAACCUUGAGAAAGACCUUAAGAAGGUGGAAGACCGAUUCAUCGUGUACAAUUUGAUACGAGACAACAUAAUCGAAUCGGAAGAAACUACCGAAGUGAUCAUUUUUGAGACGAGCAACAAUGGAAUAUUCACCUACGAUGCUAAACAUUCCAAAGAAAUCAACCUGUUAAGUAACAACUUUGAAAUAGAAAUUAUGAUGGACAGUAACGCAUUCGUAAACGAACAUGAUAAGUACUUCUACUUAAAUAAGUAUGAUCCUGUGCACUUGGAGCUCCAAAAUAAGGGCAUAAUAAAAUAUGAUUUUAUUUACUCCUGGUUAUCUACCUACUUCAUCGAUAGUCAUAAGUAUAAAUUCUUUUACCCCUCUUUUUAUCUGUCCAAACAGUAUGACAAUUUUGAUAAUGGGUUAUAUGGGGUCAAUUUUUACACCCCUCAAUAUUAUAGUUUCUUCGAGAAGGUACAAAGUAGUUAUGCGCACUUGGACCGUGAGAAGAGAGAGGUGGAUAGUGACGUGCCAUACGAGGAAGUAAGCCAGGGGGACCCCACAAAGAGCAUUCGUAACGAUAACAGUUUCUCCUUUUUUGAGUUAAAGACAACUCUACAUAAUGAGAACGUUGGAAGGGGGAGUUAUGGAAACAUGCCAGGAUAUUAUCGCAACAACGGGAUGGAAGGAGGAAGUAACCAAGGCAAUUUCGCCUACGGUGCUAACAUGAAUCCGAACCAUAUGGGAAGUAGAGGUCCUGAAAGAAAAGGGAGAGAGGAGAAAAAUGCUUAUGAUCCUUCACAUGCCUCCUUUUACCCUCCGGGUAUUAGACACGGUGCUAACGAUAUGGGCUUUAACAUGAUGAAUGCCCAGACAGGCAAAAGAGGAAAUGACGUGCCAUAUAAAAAUGUUAAUGUAAAAGAUGCGAAGGGAAGAAAAGAUGCUAAGAAUGAGGCAGGAACAGGUGACUCCGGUACCUCCUAUCUUGGCAGUGUCUUUGGAUACAUGAAAAAAGUAAAAAAUAUCAUUUACGGGGAUGAGGAAAAUGCGUCUACCAGCGAUAGUUCUCAUAAAACUUUUGAUAAGAACCAAAAACCGAAGAUUCCGCAACAAGGUACGAACACGCAUAGGAAUCCCAUAUUUUUUAGCUUCACACCGGAUGACGCAUUGGCGCCCCAGAAAAAACCAUCCAACGAGGACAUUCAGAAAAUGAAGUCCAUGUACAUAUCGAAGGAAAACCUCCCGCCAAUGGAAGACCAAGCCAGAAAAACAUUUCCCUCCAUGGAGGAAUCGAAUAAAUACUCUAAAGAGCCAGCCACCGAUCAGCCAAUACCCCCCAUUCCAACCAUGUACCAGGAAUAUUUGCAGCCAAAUCUCCAGUACGCGCCUGUGGAGGGGGUCCCCAAUGUAGCAGAAGGGCAAGCAGUCAUGCCGGGAUAUGAGUCCACACCAGAACAACAUCCCCCUUCAUUAAAUCUUUCCUUUCCAGCACAUCAGCCCCUUCCGGAGCAACCGGACCUACCAUCCCCCCAAAAGACCUUUGACAGAGAAUAUAGCGAAGACUUUAAGGACUACUUUGAAAGAAAGUCGAAUGAAUAUUUCGAACAAAACGAGGAAGAACCAAAUGAAAAAAAGUACGACAAAAAUGGAGAGGAUUAUUUUGAAAAAAAAACGGAAGAACAUUUUGAAAAGAAGGCAGAAGAAUUCUUUGGAAAAAAAAUGGAGACUCAAUUGGAGGAAAAUGUAUCUCACCAAUUUUAUGAGGAUCCUUUUGACAAAAUAACGGAAGAUAAGAAUAAACUAUAUGAAGAUCACAAAUACGAUUCGUUAAUCCCAUUUCUGUAUAAAAUAUUUCAUGAUAAGACACUCCUAUCGGAUGAGUUUCUCAACAGUGACCAUUACGAUAGGGACGAUUCUGAUCAAUCCUCCGUGGAACGAAGCUCAAGUGACGAUUCUAAUGAAGAUUCUUCUCCUUCACACCAUCGAUUACCCUCCUUACCGGAAGGCAGCAAUACGUUCGAAGGUAGUUCCUCUGGGGAUUCCAUCGACACUGAUAACACACAUGUAGGAGAAAACGUCGAUGAAAAUUUAAAAGACAAAAUUUAUGAACAGCAUGAAAAUUUUCCAUUGUAUGGAGACAUACUAGAAAGACACCCAAGUAGAAUAAUUGUGGGAUUGCUUCAAGAGGGGGAACAAAAUAUGUUCAUUUUGGACUGGCUAUCUGGGGAUAACAUUCUGUGCGUACUUAGAUCAACAAUCUACAAAGAGUUAUAUUACAAUAUGGUACGAAAAAAUUAUUUCAAAGUUUUGAAUAAGUUUAAAUUUGGAAGUGAUAAGGGAUUGGUCAUUCAGUCUAGUGAUACAAAGGGGGUAACCCUGAGUGCGGAUUUUUAUCCUCAUUUUUCGGCAAUAAAAUUUUUUUUUAAUGACAAAAGUAAUGACAACUUUGAGAAUGAACUUAAGUCGUAUCUGUUGAUUAUCCACUAUUUGCUAAAUUCAUACAGUAGUCCCUGCAAGGAUUACAAAAAUGUUAAAUAUUUUUACAAUGGCGAUACGUUCAAUGUGACUCACUUAAACUUCCUUAGUGAGAAAUUACUUGGGCUACUCUCCGAGUGCGCCUUGGAAACUAUGAAUUGGGACAUCCCCACAGGAAUAAUAAGAAAAAAUGAAAAUGACAUAAAUAGGACAAUUUUCAAUAGAGCCUUAAAAGAUGUGAACACAAGUGUGCAUCACUAUGCGUUCAAAUGCAGAAUGAUAAACGGAAAGGAUGCAGUUCAAUUUGCUAUGAACAAUUAUACCAUGUUGGAAGACGAUUACAACGUUAAGUAUGAUUUUUUUCUUAACGUUACGUCUAGAUUGUUCUAUUUGCACGCUGUAGGUCUGGUCCAUGGGAAUAUCAAGGCAGAUAAUUUUUUGAUUCAGGAGAACGAAGAGGAUGAUAAGCAUGUAAAGGUCCUUCUAAGGACAUUUAACGAAACUGUGGAAGAGGGUGGUUAUGGAAAUUUCAAAGGAAGCGCAAUUUACGCAGCUCCGGAAAAAUUAAAAUCGUACUUCAAUACCAUCACGUAUAAUUUAAAAAGUGAUGCUUUUUCCCUGGGAUUGAGUUUAGCUACUAUAUUUACAAAAAAAAAAUUUGUGUUGCAAAAGGUGGAAAGAAAGUUAACUUAUCCCGUGGAUAAAUACAUCCUCAGUCUCAUUAAAAGAAACCCCAUGGUGCUGCUAUGGAUCAAAUCGGUUAAUCCAUUUUUACGGAAACGACUAAGUAUAUUUAAAUUUAGAUCCUAUUUGAAAGUUAGCGUGCAAGAACUAGAGAGAAGACUGUCCGAAAAAAGUGUCUACAAAUGGUUUGACGACAAAUUCCAAUUUAUUAAUUACGAGGAGGAAGACAAUAUGCAUGCUCUUUUUACAAAAGCGGAAGGGAGAAAUGUAUCCGGAUCUAGCACUAAUUCGUUCAAAAUGAAAGCCAAAGAACAGCACAAAGGUUUGGACUCCUGUUUUUUUCGUUACACUCAUGCAUCGAACACAGAAAAGGCUAACGAAACGCACUCGCUAAAGGACUCCUACUCCUUUGAUAUAUUCAAGGGAGAACCUUCAUCUAGUGACGAGGAAGGUGUUUCUUUUUAUCAAUUGCCGGUGGGGGUAAAGCGUAUAGGUGCGUCUGCACGUCGGAGAAAACAUAGCAAUAGUAGCAGCGAUGGUAGUAGCGAUGGUAGUAGCGAUGGUAGCAGCGAGGGUACUAGCGAGGGUACUAGCAACGGUAGAAUCGUUCAAAGGAGGAAGCCUUACUUUUCAAGCAUUUCCAAGCAUAACUUUGGGGAAAGUUCCAGCAAAACGAGUAGGAAGUUCCGGAAAGGGAGAAACAGUGAUAAGGAAAAUAUUUACAAAAUACCAUUCGGUAAAAAUUUCGGACACGAAGUGGAUUACUCCUCUUUAGAUGCACAUAAUAGUAAGAAUUAUAUUAACGCAUGUUACUAUUUUAAAAAUGGAGUUGUGGGGACUGCCAUGAAGACGCUGUCUAUUGAAUAUGAGGCUUAUAGGGUGGACGUGUUUGACAUGUAUCUACUUAACAAGGCGAAGUUAACCUAUUUGGUAGACAAAGACGAUAACGUGAAAAAUUUAAUGUCCAUUUUGCAAGGUUUUUCCACUCCAGAUUGUAGAGUAAUAUUGAAGGACAGAAUAUAUGACAAAUGGUACAGCGUUCGAAAGAUGGUUCUUCUAAAAGCUUUGCUCUUUUAUGGAUACUUUAGCCUCCACGAGAGAUUAUCAUACGAAUUUAAACUAUACGAAUUGCAGAAUUUUCCCCUCAGUGAAGAUAAUAGUGAUACUUUCGAAACAGUUGUGAGGAGAUGUAUGGAGAGGGAACACUUUAAUGAAUUCAGUAACUUACUCUUGGCUCAGUACAUCUAUGAUAAUUACCACGAGGGGAAUCAAUACACAAGCAUAUUCAUAAAUUUCUACUCCGUAAACGAAACUGUGUACAGUAUAGACACCAACAUGGUAACUAGUCUGAUGAGACGGUACAUAAAACAAAGCCUUAGCAAAAUUGACUUCAAAACUGCGGACAAUUUUUUACUCUAUAUGAAGAGAAAAGAAUUGUACAGGGACAUGGAUGAGAUCGAAUUGGCGCCACUAAAAAUGGACAAGUCAAAUUAUUUCGAUCUGUACGAGCAGAAAGUCCCUCUCAUAAAUUCAUUCGUCAUAAAAAUAGACAAAUAUGUAAUCAAAGAUAUGAACAUAAAUUUGGCCGUUCUUCUAAAUAACGCCUUUUGGGGAAUGAAAAAUAAAUGUAAGAGCGUCAAUUAUACUCAUCUGCAUGUUAGAAGCGGAAGAAGCGAUUUACCACAUGGACAUGUAAGUGGAAACCAAAUGAUAGAUUUGCACCAACCUGUGGGUACUGUGCUGAGGGGAAUUAUUCCAAACAAUUUUGAGAUGGAGGAUAACCCAAAUGAUCUGCUCUCCUGGCGCACAUUCAAACCGAGCAAGAUCCACCUAGAUGUUGUCCUUCGAAAUGGUUUACACUUAAUAGACAGAAGUACACUAAUAGCUUGCUCGAAAAGGCUAAGUAAAGUGGCACCUUUGUAUUCCCCUAACAUUACAAGUUCUCAAAAAAGCGAAAUGAUGAAAAUUAAAGUGGGACUGGGGUCAUCAAAAUAUUUUUACUUAUCUUUUAAUAUAUCUUUGCUUAGAUCAAAGGAAAUAACCUUGAAGAAUGUAAUUUAUUUUAUAUACAAAAAUUAUAAGUCGCAACUUGACAAAAAUGUCACGUACAGCAAUGUAGGAGGAAAGAACAGACGGGCGAAUUUCAACUGCCUCGCGAUGAGUGAACACAACACCUUUUUUUACAAUAAUGUCACAGGGAAUCUGAUCAAAGAAAUUUCCCUCAAUAGAGUCAUCUCCGCUUUGUACAAUGUUGACCUGAUGGAGCCCUCUUACGUUAUUAAGUCCGCCCUCAAUUACUAUAACAAUAGGGGAAACAAUUCCGUCUUGUUGAGGCUGGUAACUAUUUGUAAUUCCGUUCGUGAGAGGAGGAAGGGGGGUAAUGCGAGGAAGUCGGAGUUCGUUUUGGAACCGUCGAAUGGGGUGUAUUCGGAUGGGGAGGGACAAACUAGGAACGGAGAACAGGUAGAAGUGGAACGGACAAACGAGGAAAGCACAGACGCGGAAAGCGCAGACGCGGAAAGUGCAGACGCGGAAAGUGCAGACGCGGAACGUGCAGACGCGGAACGUGCAGACGCGGAACGAAUAGUUGAGGAACACACCCACGAUGAAGCCACAGGUCUUGAAGAGCCAACUGAUGAGCCCACAGAUGUGGAACCCCAAAACAGUGAAGCCACAACUGAAGAACACACACAAGACGAAAUUACAAAUGACGAAGCGUCAACUGAUGAAACUACAGAUGCUGAAUCCCCGAAUGAUGAACACACAUAUGAUGAACACACAAAUGAUGAACCCACACAUGAUGAACACACACAUGAUAAUGAACCCACACAUGAUAACCCCCCAGUUGUGCUCGCUCAAAACGAGUCGUCCUUUCUGCAAAGGCAAAAAAAUGUGAUAAAGGCAAUCGAUAAGGAUGGUGCCUAUCACUACGGAACCGUGGAGUGCCUGAACUUCUUACACAAAAAGGUCAUCAAUUUUUUCCAUGACAGUAAUGUGACAAAUGCGUUCGAUCAGAUAGCCAUUCCCUCGGAGUACACAUAUAUAAAUAAAAAGAAAAUGUUGAAAAAUGGCAAAUUCAAGUAUAGUACAAAAACGAUAAAUUUUAACAUCAUUUCCAAUGUGAUGAAUUUGCAACGAUAUGAAAGGGAAAUGUACACCUUGGUGGAUUUUAUGAAUUUAAUUAUACAAUGGUUGGUGGAGCAAGGACCGUUCGAUAUUAAAAACAAAUGCAACUUUUUAUCUUGUAGUAGCCACAGCUCACAAUUCGGGAUGGUCUUAAGCAUAACCACAGAAGAAAGGGAAGUCAAACAUGUUCUAUACAAAAAUGAUGAAGGUCUGAUGAAAUUUCUCUUCUAUAAUAUAUUGAAAGAUCACGAGUCAAGUCGGUACACCCCCGAGCUUAUAGCAUCCGCAAUUAAGUUAUACAAUUUGAAGGUAACCUUUUUUUUAAGGGAUGAAAUUGGCGGUAUAUUUCCAGACCUCGAAAGUUUAGAUAACCCUCCGGAAGAGGUACUUUUCAAGACACAUGUGCUAUUUAUGAAUAUGUUUUUCUUUUUUUGUGAAUCUUUUGAGUGGACAUUUUGUUCAUUCCUUUUUGUUAUGUGUGCUAGUGGGAUGACCCAAUUUGGAUAUGUUAGAGUGGGCACCCCCCCCGUUUGA